AAAAAGAAUGGAACCAACACCAAUUUCUAAGAUGGCGCCGAAGUAAGCUGCAGCAAAACUGGUGCUGGUGCAAAAUUCGAUCGACUGGACUGGCUUGCAAGCGCUUCCCCCUUGUUCCCGUUGGUAAACAACAAUAGCAGCGCACCACCGAUGUGCCAGCAGUGCGUUAGUUUUCGGUGAUUUCGUCUCACGAUCGCGCUCUCCUGUGUAUCUCCUGCGGAAACCGUGCCGUUUGUGUGUGUGUGUGUGUGUAUGUGUGUGCGUGCGUUGCGAGUGUCACACACAGCCUUGGAGCACCUUCUUCACCCCGGGGCACGGCGAAAGAAAAUGGCGUCGACAGCCAAGUGUUGAGUGGAAAAUUUUCGCUACAGUGCCCGAGCGUGUGGCGCCAAUUUGAAGGGCCCAACGUACCCUUUCCGGGCCGGAAACGGUCGCAUUCGAUUCGUCACGGUGUCGCGCACGUUCUCAGCCACAUUUCCAUAUGGUAGAAGCAUUUUUCCCCUACACCGCCGAAGAAAACACUGCUAAAAAGCGUAAUGAGCCAGACAAAAGAGGAUAAAAGUGAUUCGGAAAAUGAAUCCAGCAGCGGUGGCAGUAAAAGUGGCUCUUCCUCCGACUCCGAGAGCGAAUCCGGAUCCGGUUCGUCCAGCUCGAGCUCGAGCGACAACGAGCACGACGCGUCCAACAACAAUGGGUUGAGCCGGAACACCAGCGGCACGACAUCCACCACUACCCACAACACAUCCACCGGUUCGAGCGGAAGCGAUUUGCGCAACUCGCGGACAGAGAAUGGACUUUCCGACAGCAAAUCCAGCCUCAACCGGCACGAUGAGGAAGAGGAGGAGGAGGACGACGACGAUCGGAACGACUCCGAUGAGGACGCAUCGAUGGGCGGUGGCAAUGAGCGGGUAGGCGCUGGCGCUAACCAUCAUACGCAUACGCACCCAUCGGCGCAAAACAGUCACAGUAGGCCUACGGGUCGAAGCUCGUCACACUCGGGCAGCGAUUCGGAGGAGAGUGGGGGAGAGGAGCCCGGACACACAAACGGACCGGAUGGGCACAAUGCAUCCGGCGUCAAUCACAACAGCGAUUCGGACAACAGUGCAAGCAAACCGAGCAAUACCAGCCGACAGCAAAGCGAUGACGACGAUGACGAGGAAGAGGAGGAUGAUGAUGAGGAGGAGGAGGAAGACGAUGAGGACGAAGAUGAGGAGGAGGAGGAGAAUGGGACGAGAACAGCAACACCAAAGGCCGAACAACGCCUUGCUGCGGGGGUAACGGCACCGUCCGUUCCGCCGCCCCCGGAUGAGGACGAUGACGACGAGGAGGAGGAAGACGAGGAUGAGGAUGAGGAGGAAGCGCAACAAUCCUCAAAAAGCAGCUACGAUGACGAGGAUUACGCGGCCAACAAGCUGAGGCGCAAAAGUGCGCGAAAGAAGGCGGUGGCCGCAGCCCGGAAACGACCCGCCGCCCAGCCCACGUCGAAAGCGAAGAAGAAGAAAAGCUCCAACAAUCGAUGGAAAUCGGAAACGUCCGAAAGUGAUGGCAGCGAUGGAGAUUCGGACGAUUCGCGGGAGCAGCGCCACCGGCGGAAACCUUCCGGCGCAGCGGCGGCGGCGGCAGCAGCAGCGGCAGCGAAAAAACGUUCCACCACAUCCAAUGCCAAAUCGAAGGCAGCGGCAGCGGCAGCCUCGAAGAAGAAGAAAGCGAACGCGUACAGCUCGGACGACGGCAGCAACAGCGACGACGAUCGGAAACGAUCCUCAGCGGCGACGCGCCGGAAGAACAACACCGUCAGCUACAAGGAGGAGAGCGGCGACGAGCCGACGGACAGCGACGACCUGCUGGAGGUGGACCAGGAAGCGGAGGAGGCUGCGGCGGCCCUGGCCGCCGAGGAGGAGAAGGCGGAAACGAUCGAGCGCAUCAUCGGGCGGCGGAAGGGCCGACGGGGUGCGACCGGUGCCGUGACGACGGUGUACGCGAUCGAGGAGAACGGCGACCCGAACGUGCUCGGGGGCGAGCGGGAGGACGAGGAGGAGGAACAGUUUCUGAUCAAGUGGACGGGCUGGUCGUACCUGCACUGCACCUGGGAGUCGGAGGAGACGCUGCGCGAGCAGAAGGUGAAGGGCAUGAAGAAGCUGGAGAACUACAUCAAGCGCGAGCAGCAGCUGGAGUACUGGCGCAAGUAUCAGGCCGGCCCGGAGGACAUCGACUACUACGAGUGCCAGCAGGAGCUGCAGCAGGAUCUGCUGAAAAGCUACUACCACGUGGAGCGCAUCAUUGCGCAGGCGAACAAGGCGGAGGAGGGCGACAGCGGGCUGGAGUAUCUGUGCAAGUGGGAGUCGCUGCCGUACUCGGACUCGACCUGGGAGGAUGCCGGGUUGAUCCGGCGCAAGUGGCAGCAGAAGAUCGUGGAGUUUCACGAGCGGGAGGAGUCGCGCCGGACGCCCUCCAAGCACUGCAAGGCGAUACGGUACCGGCCGAACUUUAAGCACCUGAAGCAGCAGCCCGAGUAUCUGGGCGAGGAGCGGGGCCUGAAGCUGCGCGACUACCAGAUGGACGGGCUGAACUGGCUCAUCCUGACGUGGUGCAAGGACAACUCGGUCAUCCUGGCGGACGAGAUGGGGCUCGGCAAGACGAUCCAGACGAUCUGCUUCCUCUACUACCUGUUCAAGUCGCAGCAGCUGUACGGGCCGUUCCUGUGCGUGGUGCCGCUCAGCACGAUGCCGGCCUGGCAGCGGGAGUUCGGCAUCUGGGCGCCGGAGCUGAACGUGGUCACGUACCUGGGCGAUGUGCAGUCGCGCGAGAUCAUCCGCCAGUACGAGUGGUGCUACGAAAGCACGAAGAAGCUCAAGUUCAACGCGAUCCUCACCACGUACGAGAUACUGCUGAAGGACAAAACGUUCCUCGGCUCGAUCGGGUGGGCCUCGCUGCUGGUGGACGAGGCGCACCGGCUGAAGAACGACGAUUCGCUGCUGUACAAGGCGCUGAAGGAGUUCGACACGAACCACCGGCUGCUGAUCACCGGCACGCCGCUGCAAAACUCGCUCAAGGAGCUGUGGGCGCUGCUGCACUUCAUCAUGCCGGAGCGGUUCGAGUCGUGGGACGACUUCGAGCGCAACUACGGCAACACGACGAACGACAAGAGCUACACCAAGCUGCACAAAGAGCUGGAACCGUACAUACUGCGCCGGGUGAAGAAGGACGUGGAGAAGAGCCUGCCGGCGAAGGUCGAGCAGAUACUGCGCGUGGAGAUGACGUCGAUCCAGCGGCAGUACUACAAGUGGAUCCUGUCCAAAAACUUUGACGCGCUGCGCAAGGGCAUGAAGGGUUCGGUCGGCACGUUUCUGAACAUCGUGAUCGAGCUGAAGAAGUGCUGCAACCAUGCGGCGCUGACGCGCCCGAUCGAGUUCGAGACGCAGCGCAACAGCCAGCAGGACGUGGUGCAGCAGCUGCUGAAGGGUUCGGGCAAGCUGGUGCUGCUCGACAAGCUGCUCUGCCGGCUGAAGGAAACGGGCCACCGGGUGCUGAUCUUCUCGCAGAUGGUGCGCAUGCUGGACAUACUGGCGGAGUACCUGCAGAAGCGCCACUUCUCCUUCCAGCGGCUGGACGGCAGCAUCAAGGGGGAGCUGCGCAAGCAGGCGCUCGACCACUUCAACGCGGAAGGCUCGACCGACUUUUGCUUCCUGCUGUCGACGCGGGCCGGCGGGCUGGGCAUCAAUCUCGCGACGGCCGACACGGUCAUCAUCUUCGACUCGGACUGGAACCCGCAGAACGAUCUGCAGGCGCAGGCCCGCGCCCACCGGAUCGGGCAGAAGAACCAGGUGAACAUUUACCGGCUCGUGACGGCCCACUCGGUGGAGGAGAACAUCGUGGAGCGGGCGAAGCAGAAGAUGGUGCUGGACCACCUCGUCAUCCAGCGGAUGGACACGACCGGGCGCACCGUGCUGGACAAGAACGGGGGCAGCAACACGUCCAACCCGUUCAACAAGGACGAGCUGUCGGCGAUCCUCAAGUUCGGCGCGGAGGAGCUGUUCAAGGAGGAGGAGGACGGGGACGAGGAGCUGGUGUGCGACAUCGACGAGAUACUGCGGCGGGCGGAGACGCGCGACGAGGCGCCCGGCAUGCCGGGCGACGAGUUGCUGUCGGCGUUCAACGUCACGACGUUCGAUUUCGACGAGGACAAGGUCGUGUCGGGGGCGAAACCGAUCGGCGGGGCGCCUGGUGGGGGCGCCGCCGACCAGGACCAGGACACCAAGGACUGGGACGAAAUCAUUCCAAAGUCGUACCGCGAGCUGGUGGAGGCGGAGGAGCGCGACCGGGAGAUAAAGGAUCUGUAUCUGCCGCCGCGCCGGCCCGCGGUGAAGCCGGGCGGCAACAGCCAGCACGGCGGCGAGCCGGACGGCCGCAAGGGCGGUGGGAAGGCGGGCGGCAAGAAGCGAAAGGGAGCGGCCGACGAGGACAGCGACGAGGCGAUGGAUUCGGACGGUGCGAGCGGGGCCGAGGAUGGCAAGGCGAAGCGAUCGCGCGGCCGGCCCUCGAACAAGGAGAAAAUCAACGGCUUCUCCGACGCCGAGCUGCGGCGGCUGAUCAAGAGCUACAAAAAGUUCCCCGCCCCGCUGAAGCGGCUGGAGGCGAUCGCGUGCGACGCCGAGCUGCAGGAGAAGCCGCUGUCCGAUCUGCGGCGCGUGGCGCAGCUGCUGCACGACCGCUGCCUGCAGACGAUGCGCGAAAUAGCGAAAGACGCGGAGGCGGAAGCGGGCGGGAAGCAUCACGGUGGCGGCAGCGCGGCUGCUGCCGCCGGGGCCGACGCGAAGAAGAAGUGCGCCCGGGCGGCGUACUCGAGCAAGAUCGGGGGCGCCUCGUUCAACGUGAAGACGAUGAUGCAGUGCGUGGAGGAGCUGCAGCCGCUGGACGAGGUGAUACCGAGCGAUGCGGCCGAGCGGGCCCGCUGGACGCUGAACAUCAAGACCCGGCCGCCCAACUUCGACGUGGACUGGGGCGGGGAGGACGAUUCGCGGCUGCUGCGGGGCAUCUACCAGUUCGGCAUUGGGUCGUGGGAAGCGAUGAAGAUGGACCCGUCGCUCGGGCUGGCGGACAAGAUACUGUCGAACGACGCGAGCCGGAAACCGCAGGGCAAGCAUCUGCAGUCGCGCGCCGAGUAUCUGCUGAAGGUGCUGCGCAAGACGCUCGAGCUGAAGCGCGGUCCCUCGAAGCCGCGCAAGCAGCGCAAGCCGAAGGAGAUGAAGUCGUCGCUGGGCGGGGCGGGCGUUGCGCUGGUCCCCGUGGUGAGCAGCCCGAUGCGCGAUGGCGGUGAUGCGUCGUUCAGCUGCUCAAUUUCGGCCACGAUAGCGGCCGUCGCCGCCGGGGAGGAUGUCACGAUGGGCGGUGGUGUGGUGGCCGGUGGCAAUGGGGCGGGUGGCGCUGGAACGGCCGCGCUGGGAGGUGGUGGAGCGGUUGCUCCCGGUGGAGGAGCGUCUGGCGGCGCGGUGGUCGGUUCGACUGAAGAGAAAAAGACUGGUAGCAAAAUUAAAAAACUGUCAGAAUCGGACCAUCAUCAUCAUCACCAUCAUCACCAUCAUCACAACCAUCACCAUCACGACGAGCAUUCGAACGGAUCGCGGGCGGCGGAUGAGCAUGCGGCAGUGGGGUCCUCCAAUCAUGCCGCGCCCGCCCCGGACAAGAAGGACAAAAAGAAAUCCAAAAAGGAUCGGCAGAAAGAUGCCAAGAAGGACAAGAAGAACAAAAACACGGGGCCGAUGCAUUUCACCGCGAACAAUGAACCGUGCGCCCUGAACAUACUGGGCGAUCUCGAUCCGACCGUGUUCAAUGAGUGCAAGGAAAAGAUGCGCCCGGUGAAGAAGGCGCUGAAAACGCUGGACAACCCGGACGAGUCGCUGUCGCAGGAGGAGCAGCUGCGGCAGACGCGCGCCUGCCUGCUGAGCAUCGGCGACCAGAUCAACCUGUGCCUGGCCGAGUACCGCGAUCCGGAGAAGGCGAAGGAGUGGCGCAGCAACCUGUGGUACUUUGUGUCGAAGUUUACCGAGUUCGAUGCGCGCAAGCUGUUCAAGCUGUACAAGCACGCGCUCAAGCGUUCCGAGGGGUCGGCCGCGUCCGGCGGGGAAGCGGGCGGUGGUGGUGGCACCACAAACUCAACGCCUGUUAAGGGAGACGGCAGUGGUGGGAAGGGCAGGAAAGCUGGCACGAAGAAAGACAACGGGCACGGUGAGGCUGGUGCGCCGCCGGGCGACAGUGCGGACGAGGGCAAGGGUGGUGGGUCGCGGCGCGAUCGAAAGGAGAAGAAGCGGCACCAUCAUCACCAUUCGCACCAUCCGGGCGGCGGUAUUGGCGGUCCGAUUAUGAGUGAUUCGGCGCUGCAGCAGCGGGAACGCUACCAACAGCAGCAGCAGUCGGCGGUCGGCGGUGAUAAUAGCCAUCACGGGUCGGAUGCGGUUAGUGCUGGUGGCCCGAAGGACGAUAGCUCAUCCACGAUGCAUUCCAAACGGCGGCUUGAGGAGGGAGAGUACGACGAAAAUAGCAAAGAGUACAAACGGCUGCACGGCGAUAGUCGCAGCAGUCAUCGGGAUCGGGACAAGAAGUGGGACGAGUACGGGCCGGAGCGGGACCGCAUGCGAAACGUACCACCAUCGUCCAGGGGCAGUGCACCGGGUACGCCGCAAAGCAUGCGCGGCGCUUAUCCGGACGAACGGAGCCCAGCCCCGUACCCAGCCGAUGGCGGUGCCUGGCGUGAUCAUCGUUUCGGGCCGGAUCAUAAACGGGACCGGUACGACGGUUACGGCAGCAGCAGACACUCCUCCUCCUCCGGUGGCUACCAUCGCGAUCGGGACCGUGAGCGCGAUCGAGAUCGGGAUCGAGAUCGGGAGCGGGACCGUGAUCGGGACCGUGACAGGGAUCGCGAUCGUGACCGGGUUUACAAGGACAAGCGAAGGUACCCUCCACCCGGUUCCGGUGGCUAUUCCGGUGGGCACGGUUACGGUAUGUCCCCGUCCGGGGGCUACUAUCCGCCCGGUAGCGACAGCUCCUACCGCUAUCCGAUGGGCAGUGGUGGUGGCGGCGGCGGCGGCGGCGGCGGUGGCUAUCCUCCCUCUUCGCGCCCGUCCGGCACAGCACCACCGGUCGCGGUGGUAAUGCCCACCGGGGCCGGUGGUGGCGUGGUGGCCGCCCCCGGUGUAGUGGUACCACCCGCGGACUAUCUGGACUAUCGACGUUCGGAGUACGAUCGAAGGCCUCCGCCAGCGGCAAAUAAUUAACUUAAACACCCUGCACCAGCGCGCCCCGUUGUUGUUUGUUUGUUUGUUCUCCUCAAAACAAAAAAAAAAACCCCAGUACUCAUCGAAUUGGUGAGAUCGAACGAGAUCCAUCGUUUCCUUCGUCCCUUCGGUCACGCAUCCAUCCGCAAGGUGGGGGCAAAGAGAGUAUUGUAAAUAGUGCGAAGCAAGCGGAACGUUUGGCAACUGUUACUGUAAAACGUGUGUACCAUUUGCAUAUACAUAUAUUGUACGGACCGGAAUAGUCGCGCUCGAAAGCGUGGUAAAGUGUGGUGUGUACAGUUCUCGGAAGUAAGAAGAGGAAGUGAAGAUGGAAUCGGUGGAAAACGUCAUCGUCGUCACGUCGUCACGUCGUAGACAAUUGUAUGUGUGUAUAGUGAACAGGAGUGAAAAUCACUUAAAUUUAAGAUAAUGUUUAGAAGAUUACGCAUAAGAAAGCGAGAAAAGAGAAAGAGAACGUGAGAGAAAACGAAUCCCUAAAAGGAGCUACUAUAGGAUUAGUGUAGCCGAAUUGGUCUAGGUUUACUCUCAUUGUGUGUAUCUAUAUCUGCCUCGAUUUUAGGGUGCUAAGCCGUGAAGACCACUUAGAAGAAUGUGUGAAAGUUGCGAGCGAGAGAAAGAGAGAGUGAGAGAGAGAAAGUAUGAAAUGGGAAUGAGCGCGCUUGUGUGUGUGUGUGUGUGUGUGUGUGUGUGUGUGUGUGUGUGAUGAUAAUGUAAGCAACAAAACAAACAUAGUGUUUAAUUGCGAAUGCAUGUGGAAAUCAUUUUUAAUUUGUAUUAAGUGAAAACAAAAAAGGCUAGAAUGAAAUUAUUCACUUUAAAACAACAAACCCCCCACAAAAAAAAAGAUCGAAAACACACGCGCACACACACAUCUCAUGCAAAUCAAAAAGUGGAAACCAUUUUAUCGUGGAUUUAGUUGCGAAAUGCUCACCCCACACCCCACACACUCCCACACAAAACAUCCCGCAGCAUCCAAUGUGCGAUGUUAUAAUAAUAAGUAAGGUUUAAUUUAUUUUACGCGAAAAAAGCCCGGUUUAAUAAGCAAUAGAAUCUAUUAGGUACCUCCUUUUUAUACCGCCCUAGAGAAUAUAGUAGCCAUGCAAACAAAAAGCAGCUGAAGAAGAAGAAGAAGAACAGUCAAUGAUGAAAGUAAUGUGAAGCCGAACCGAAAACGAUUUUGCUUUAGCGUGGAUUUACGAGGGUAUACGCCUUUACCAUCGUUUUCCUCCUCCCUAUUUUUGCUUUACCCCGUUGCGCACCCCAUGCGCAAGAGACACAUAUCGGGGCGGGCUUGCGCAAGCACACGUGGGGCGCGCGCAUCGAGAUGAACGCACGUGUCCGUUUUGUUGGGUUGUAAUUGAUCAAUCUCAUUUUUCUUUGCCGUUUUGCUAUCCGUUUUUUUAUUUUGACUUUCUUUAGGCUUUUCAAAAAGCUGGCUUUCCUUCGAUUAGAGGAUCUUUUCUUUUUUUUUUAUAUAUAUAUUACAUCCAUCCACGGCACGGACAAAAGUGCAUGAAGAAACACUAACGGCUUCUGUGUACGGCACGAAAUGAUUGUGAUGUUAUGCUCUAAGUUUUACAGUGCGUACGAAAGACACGACAGGCAAGCCAAGGAGGUGGUGGAGGAGGAGGAGGAGGAAAGCUAAAUCAAUGGACUACCAAGUGUACCGGGCGAAGCGCAAAAUCAAUCAGCCUUUCUGCCCCUCCACAAGUGAGCACGAUCGACUCCGGGUGCGGGCGUUAUACGAUAGACACAACUCUUCCACAAAUCCAUAUGGCGCGCAGGAAGCAGGAAAUAGGAACGGGCAAGCACAUCCAGAGACAGCCAAGUUAUACGUAUUUAGAAAGCAACCGGUGCUACUACCACUAGCAUCGGCCAGUUUCUUCAGGGGGCAUUAUUCAGGAACGAGAGAGAGAGAGAAGAUAGCAACAGCAUAGCAAUAGAACAUCUAGGGUAUGUACAGUUACAACAACAAAAAAGCUCUAUAUAUAUACAUAAAGAUACAUAACAUAUACGUAUAGGAAACGUGUGGAGACGCGGAAAAGUGGAAGAUGAUGAACCAGGAAAAAAGGCUUUAGCAAGGUAAGGAGAACAACACGUAGAGAGAUAACGGAAUAACACAACAAAACCCUUGUGCUAAUAACGAAAUUUGAACAACAAAUGCAGUUACAUUUGAUUCUAUACACAAAUAAACGAAAGGAAAAUUAUUCUUGAA
Anopheles merus is the source of this 9507-nucleotide messenger RNA. It is a transcript of the gene Chd1, whose product is annotated as chromodomain-helicase-DNA-binding protein 1. Gene Ontology annotation, biological process: nucleosome organization; regulation of transcription by RNA polymerase II. The record is from RefSeq and is a predicted model, not a curated record. Gene Ontology annotation, molecular function: histone binding; ATP hydrolysis activity; ATP binding. The coding region runs from base 537 to 7271 and encodes 2244 amino acids. The transcript has 7 exons. Lineage: Eukaryota; Metazoa; Arthropoda; Insecta; Diptera; Culicidae. Gene Ontology annotation, cellular component: nucleus; chromatin.